AGUUACUAUGAGAUAUUUGUUCUUUCGGUUUGGCGGGUUUAUUCCGUUUCUCAUACACGAGCUUCUGCACGACACAUACUUUCAAUUUCCAUUCAUUUGCAGCUAGUGCAUCUGAAGUAUUUUUGAGUAUCGCCAGACAUUUGUAAGAAGCUUGGAAUCAAACUCCAAGUAGGUAUAUUCUUUCACAAUGUUUCAUCAUCCCAGCGCAACAUUCAAGUAAGUAAAUUCCUGCUCCGCCUAGGUCGACACCGAUAUUAGCGCUGGAAACGAUGGCGGUUUCUGGAUCGCAGCGGCCGCCAAGUGCGGCCGGUAAUGCGACUGGGGCACCAGGAGCCGCAGCUGCUCGAGCGAGCGCAGACGUGGCGAAUAAAACCAAAAAAUUGCAGGCGCCGCAGUCGUCCGCCUCCUCCCUGCGGAGAAACAAUCUAGUCCCAGCCGGUACCUCCAGCGACGGGGUGCCUCCAGCACUGGAGAAGAUGCAGGCACACAUCACGGAGUACGACUUUUACGACGAUAUCGUGGACGAGGGGCUGCCAAAGAACACCAAGGGGGUGAGCGAAGCGGACGCGGUGCACGACCGUCCUGCAAAUGGGGACGAAAUAUUAAAGUUGGACAGCGCGAACUUUGCCUCCGAGACGGAGUUCUUGCGUAAAAAGCGCGAGAAGGAGCGCGAGGUGCGGUUGCGGGAGCUCUCCGCCGAGGACCGGGCGCGGCUGCAGAAGUUCACGGACCGCGAGGCCGAGCUGCGGGGGCUGUCCGACUUUUACGACACCGCGGAAGCGUACCGAGAAGACAUGGAGCCGCUUUUUCUGGAGGAGCUGAAGGCCACCCUGGCGCGGGGCAAGGCCGCGAUGAUUUCGGAGAUGGAGCAUAUGACGCAGAUCGAGUUCGUCAAGCCGCCCCCGCCGGCGACCGGAGAGCAGCCUUGGCUGCGACUCGAGCUGGACCGCCGGUCGGACGUGUAUCUGCAGUUGUCGCGGAAGUACGACGAGUCGCAGCUGCGGUACUGCACGGGGGAUAUCGUCCUCCUGUCCGACCAGGCGCACGCGCACACCCGGACCGGCGUGCACGCGCUGUGCGUGGUGCACAACAUGCACGGGAUGCGGCUCACGCUGAGAACCAUCGUGCGGCGGGAUAACGACCGGUGCAAGCGGUUGGCGCAGGCGGUGGCGCGCAAGUCCGCCGCGUUCCAGGAGCGGGAGGCGCAGGGCUGGUACGUGAGCAAGGUGGAGUCCCUGUCCACGUCCGGGCGCGAGUGGAUCGCCAUGCACGCCCUGGACGAGAUGCCCCUGAAGCCCUACCUGCUGAACUGGAGUCAGCUCUGCAGCACCGACCCGAAUGACGAGGUGCGGAUGAAGAUCAGCCACGACCUCGAGAACCGGCUGCGGGAGAGGUACAACGCCUCGCAACUGCACGCGAUUCAGGCGUGCCGCAAGGCGAAAGGCAUCACGCUGGUCCAGGGGCCGCCGGGGACCGGCAAGAGCACCACAAUCUCUGGGAUCAUCAGCGUCCUGAUCAACAGUAUGCAGGUGAAGAAGCAGCAUCGCGGCGACGUGAGCACGGAGGAGGAGAAGCUGCCGCUGUACCUGCGCCGUCGCGCGAAGCAGCGCCAGCAGCAGGAAGAGGAAAAAUUCAAGCAGCAGCUACAACUCCUGGGUGGAGGAACAAAUAGUAAUUACAAGGACAAACGGCAAAUUGAAAAUCUGUUGCGGAUGCGAAGUCAGCAGCCGUGGAUGUACCAAGAGACCCCGUUCGUACCGUGGAUGGACGACGAGGCGAAUGACGUGUCUGCCGGUAUGCUGAUCCGGGACUACGUCAAGCUUCCGGCGUCGUGUCUGGUUUCCAUGUCCGCGAUGACAGAAGAGGAGCGUCCCAGCUUUUCGAAGGUGCUUGUCUGCGCGCCGUCCAAUGCGGCCAUCGACGAAAUCGUCCGGCGGUUGACCACGGAGGGGAUCUUCGGCCGGGACGGCAAAACCUACAAGCCCAACGUGAUUCGGCUGGGUCCGGGGGUGCACGAUUCGCUGCAGCAGUUUUCGUUGGAGCACCAAGCCACGCUGCGGGCGAAGGCGCAGGGCGUCCACCAGGGUGCGCAGCAGAACCAGAAAGCCGAACUGGACCUGAUCAAGCGCCAGCUGCUGCUGGAGGCCAACGUGGUUUGCGCCACGUGCUCCGUCGCGGGCGCGCGCGACGUGUCCACCUUCGGGUACGCCUUCGAGUCUGUGGUGAUCGACGAAGCGGCUCAGGGCGUGGAGCUGAGCACGCUGAUUCCGCUGCAGUCGGGCUGCAAGCGGCUCGUGCUGGUCGGGGAUCCGCUCCAACUUCCGGCCACGGUGUUCUCGGGUAUCGCGAAGAAGAAGAUCUACGACCGCAGUCUUUUCCAGCGGCUAGCGGAGGACGGGUACCCCGUGGAGCGAUUGAGCGUGCAGUACCGCAUGCACCCCCGGAUCGCCGCCUUCCCCUCCAGGCACUUCUACCAGGGCAGCCUGGGCAAUUUUCGGGACGAAGUCCAGUUCGAAGAGCACUUUGGGGACACGGACUUCUGGGAGCUUCCUUACUUCAAGCCGCUCUCCUUCUUCAACCUGACCUUCUCGGCGGAGGCCGAGGAGAAGCAUUCCAUCGUGAACGAGAAGGAGGCGGACUUUGUUGUGCUGCUGUACAAGACGCUAGUCCAACUGUACCCCAAGUACGACUGGCGCAAGUGGUGCGGCGUGAUUUCUCCGUACGAACGCCAGGUGUCUUUGCUCAAACGCAAGUUUCGGGACCUCUACGGUCUGCAGCCGCACGAGCCCUGCCCGGUGGAGGUGAAAACCGUCGAUGGGUUCCAGGGCAGCGAGAAGGAGGUGAUCCUGCUCAGCACGGUCCGCAGCAACGCGGCCACGCGGACCGACCCGGUGAUCGGGUUUCUCCGGGACACCCGUCGAAUGAACGUCGCCAUGACGCGGGCGCGCCGAGGGCUGUUUGUGGUGGGGAACGCAGCCACGCUGCAAGCAGACGCGAAUUGGAAGGCGUUUCUCAAGUUUGUCCGCAACCGCACCAUCCACGCAGCGCACGAUAUUAACAACGAGAGGGCGCUGGCCGUCCGGAUCCGCGAGUUUCUCCGGGGUCACCGUGAGUGGGUGCCCACCGAGGCGCAGCGCCGGGCGUUCGAGCGUGAGCUGACGGAUUUGUCUCUGUCGCCCAAGGAGCGGGCAACCAAGCAGAUGCGGUUGGUACACCAGCGCAAACGCGCUCGGAGCGGUGACAAGUUCUUCGAAGCAGCCAGUAGUGCCGGUGUAGACCACGAUCGGUCGGACGACGACUCAAGCGAGGACGACGAGCCCGACACGCCGAAAAAAAAGAGUUCCAGCAAGAAGGUCGUGGAAGCUGGACCCACUCCCGCGGAGUACUUUUUGCGGCUGCACGUGGAGAGUGUUCCGUUUCUCCGGAACUUUGAGGACGCGGCGGAAGAUGCCAGGAUUGACCCCCACAGCGUGGGCGAUCCGGGUUUGUUCCACCUGACCAAGCACGACAUUAGCUCCCUGGUCGCGAAGCAGAAAGAGGAGCAGCGGCUGCACCAGACCGAGGCGGAGUUUGCGCGUGAGUUGGCGGAGCUGGAGCGGAAACAGGACUUGGAGCGCAAGAAGGCGGCAGAGGAGGAGGAGCGGCAGCGACAACACAACUUGCAGGAAAUGGAGGCCCAGCAGGAUGUUUUGGACUACAUGGAAAAUGAAGACGAGCAAGCAGAGCAGGAAGAUCAUGCUCAUAUACCCAAGCCCGCCACACCUGGCCCCGUGCCUCUAGCUGCCCCCCAAGGCAGUGCGCCCCAGGAAAAUGAGAAGAAGAAAGCGAUAAGAGUAGAGGCUGGAGGGCUCGCACAAAAAGGUAAACCUGAUUUGGGUACUACUAGCGGAUCGGUGCCGGCUAAAGCAGCUGCAGCGCCUCCGCCGGGUGACGAGGAUGACGAGGACGAGGAUCAGGGUGUAAGUGCGAUGGACAUCUACGACGGCAACAGCGUGUACAGCGACGAGAAUAACAGCAUGCAAGUCGAUGAUGUAGGGUGACAGGCUCCGGAUUUUUCCGAACGGAACAGUCAUGUGGAGUACUAGAAUACUGCGACUCUCUUCGACGUCGGAUGGAAAAACAAGUCCGCACCAAUUUUUCUUUCACCUGCGACACAACCUACUUUUCGCGUUUAAUCGACCGCAAGCAUAGUUCAUAUGAGUGUGCCUUUGCAACUGUACAACGAAAGUGAGAUGACAGUCGCGCAGCGGAGACAUGAUGUGUUGCCUGCAGCUUUUUGGUGACGUG
Amoebophrya sp. A120 is the source of this 4287-nucleotide messenger RNA. The record is from the annotation of a GenBank genome assembly. Lineage: Eukaryota; Dinophyceae; Syndiniales; Amoebophryaceae.